AUGAGCGCCCCGCAGCCCCGCAUUCUUGAAACCUAUAACAGUCUUACAGACAAACACCUGGUUGGAUAUUUCAGCAAUGCCAGGAUAAGACGACAUCUUCAGAAAUCAGGACUGAUCUCCAGGAGCGGAAGGAUAAUACCCGAGAAGGAAUACCGUCUCAAUGCCCUAAGGAGGGACCACCAGAGACACGUCCAGGAGUGCUUGGCUGAUGCCAUAUACCACAAGGUCCUUGACAUAGAGCAUCAUCAUCAGCUGGGGCUGAAAAAGAGACUCGAUUAUUCUAUGAGGAAAGAGAUGAUGCAGCCAGUCAAGAUGGAGCAAUCAAUGGGAGAAGUUGUCCAUAUGUACUCCCCACAUCCACCCAUCGCUCCCCGGAACCACCACGCGCUCUGUCCUUUGGUGUCUGGAGAGAGAACUGGUCGCUCACAACAGAGUUCCUUGCGACCAAAAACAGCUCCAGGAGAUGUACAGCAGCCCCCUCGCCUCCAGCCCCUUCUUGGCUGGGCUGCAGCAGGGUCUGUAUCAAAGGCUUCCAAACAGAAGUGCCAUGCACUGGAACAUUAUCAGCAGUUUGCCUGUGGGGGGGCGAGCAGUGAGUUAACGUUUAGGAACCCAAUGGAUUACAUGGCUGGCGUGUCACCCUACCAGCCCCCUGCCAGCAAGCGCCGUCGCCGCCGGGUGCCGGUGCCGCCGCCGCGCCCGCACGUCGGGGACAGGUGCAUCCCUGGCAUCAGACGUGGGCUGCCCGUAGAGAGAUGGUUUCAUCCCACCACUGGAUUCAAUGAGCAGUUCUUGAUCAAUAACACCAAAGGGUUCCCCAAGUCCCCGUUGUGCAGCAACGCCUUGGUCACCAUGAUCUACCUAGGAAAGAGUAAGCACGUGUCUCUCCGUGAUUACAAGGAUGAAAUCAAAGUCUAUCAGCAGUACUGUGGAACAGAAAACAUUUGUGUCUAUAAAGGCGACCUGUUGGAAGGAGAUACCUUCCAGUUCAUCUCUAAGAGGUACCUCGGUUACCCAUUCAGCCUCACCUUUUAUCUCAACGGGCUCCAAGUUGACAGGCUGAGCUGUUGCUGUGAGUACAAAGGCUUUCAGUGUAAGAGGCCUGCCCGGCUGCGGCGCAAAAACACCUACUUCAGGGUGCUCCAUGUGGCAGGAGCACCUCCUUGCUACAGGUGCUUUCUUGCGAUGGGCCUGGACAAAAAGCUGUUCCCUCCCAAGAGGAAGAUUAAGUACUACACGAGGCCGCACAUGUGUUCCUGUUCUCCUUACUGCGCGCACAGCGAGCCCUGCGACAGCAGCGUGGUGCAGAAAUCAAUUGAAGGCUCAAUGUCACUCACCAUACCAAGUCAGGAAGAAAGUGUGCAAACUAUUGACGAAACACUGGAGUCUGAAGAGGAGUCCAGCGAAGAAGAUGAUGAUGAUGAUGAAGAAGAAGAAGAAGAAGAAACGGAAGACCAAUCUUUUGAGGAGACCGAAGACACCACCACUCAGGAAAACACCAGUGAAAGUGAAUAUGAUGAAGAUUUUGAAGCAGAUGAAGAAGUUAAUGAAGAGGGACAGACUGGUAAUCAAAUCAAGGGAAUGUCAGAGUCAUCCUCAGAUGAUAAAACCCAUAAUUUAGACUAUGGAAAGGAGAGUGAAACCUCAUCUCAGAAGGCACUGCAGGCCUCUGGCAGUGAGAAAGAUGAAAGUGGAGGAUAUUCUGGUGACAGGGACUCUGAAGAUGAUGUACCAGAGAGGAGGCCUGCAGACUCUUUCUCAUCCAUGAGCACACAGUGCAGCACUGAGACUGACUCUCGUGCUGAAAUGAAGGCAGACAAUGUGAAGUGCAAAGAGGACUGCAAUAUCAAAAGUACAUCUGAUAGUGCAGCACAUGCACACUAUGGAAAUGAGAAUGGGGAGAAAAAACUGCUCAGAGUGGAGGAAAAUCAGGACAGUUCUGCACUGGAAAAUAAAGGAAUAGAUGAAGCAGAAAAGACAAAACCAGAAGAUCUAACAGCAAGAGAAGAUACUAGAAUUUUUCAUGAAAACAUAAUGGCAAUGCAGCAUGAAAACCCUGAGGGUAAUGGGGAAUUCAAACACACUGGGUCAGGAGAAAGCAACAUGAAUGAGGAGGAGAAAUGUCCUCCAGUGCCUUGGGAAAGCAGAGUAUUGAACAGUGAGGAUGGCAAUGAAGAGUCUCCUUGUGGUGAGUACAGUCCCUUUUUUGAAGAUUGCAAACCAGUCCAGGAGGAGAUAGCAAAGGCAACCGAAAAUGAUCAUCCUGUGAAUUCUGACCCUGAGCCUGGUGAUUUGUGUGCCAGUGAGGAAGAAAAGAACACAGCAAAUACAGAGCAUGGUGCCAGUGAAGCAGCAGGUGGAAGUCCCCUGGCCGAAGGGAGGAGAAGCCCUGACGUGCAGGAGGCAGCAGCACCGGCGGCAGGGCCGGGACAAGGCCUGGAGCAGGACGGUGCUGCUGAGGGAGGCGCUGGCAGCCGAGAGGCCGCAGGAAAAGCUGCAGGCGUGGCGGAUUCGCUGUCCCGGGCAGGCACGGGGGCUGCGCUGCGGGAAUCCGCGCCUGAGGAACAUCCCCAAGGAAAGGGAGCGGGGGAGGCGGUGAAGCGGGGCACGGAGGUGUCACCUGGGGAGCAGGAGGUGCUGCUGGAGGGGAUGGAGAGAGAGGUGGCACUGGGAACAGCUGGGGGAGAGGGGCCAGCGGGGGCACUGCCAGCACGGCAGGCAGACAGAGCCGUGCCCCGGGGAGAGGAGGGGGCUGCGGGCACUGGUGAGGAGGAGGCUGCAGAGGAAGGCCCCAAAGGAGCAGUAGGGCCCCCAGCAGAGGAAGAGGAGGGUGAGGCAGUGUCCGGGGCAGGGGAGUCCCUGGGACAGGGAGGGUCUGCAGGGAAGGACACGAUGGUGGGUGCUGUGUCAGAGGGAGAGGAGCCUGUGGAGGAUGCUGAUGUGGCAGCAGAUGGGAAGGCCAGAGCUGUGGGCCCUGAAGGAGGAAAAGUUGUUCAAGAAGACUUUUCUGAAGGGGAGGAGGCUAUGGGGGAGCCUGGGGCUCUCCGGGAAGCACUAGGGGAUGUGGAAACAGGAGAAGCAAUGUCUGGAGGGGAAGGGUUUGUAAAGCCAAGUCAGUUUUCCCAGCUGAAAGUGUCAGGGGAAGAGUGGAUGGAGAUGGGGAAAGCUGUCCCAGGAGCUGCAGCAGCGCCUGAGAGUGCUCAGGCUCUCCAGAGAGGGGAGAACACGAUGGAAGAGUCUGUAGAGGCUGACAAGGGUCCUGUACUGGACGUGGCACCCGAGUUAGGGGCACUGGGGGGUGCUCGAGGGGAUCCCGUCACUGAAGGGUCAUCAGAGGAGGAGAGGCUGGCAGUGCAGGAGGAGGAGGGUGCAGCAGAAGCACUUCGGAGUGGAAACCCAUCUGAGGGCAGCAAAGCAGAGACAGAGAGAGCAGUGGAAGGAAAACCCGAAGGAGAGGUGGUGGGAGGGUCUGCAGGGGCGGCCGGAGCGGGCUCGGGGGAUGAAGAGGAGGGCGCAGAUGGAGCAGCAGGUUCAAAGGAGCCGGCAGCUGGGACGGAGGGGUGGCUGAGGUGUGGGCAAGUGACAGGGGAGGGGAGGUGUCCCGGGGAGGGGGUGGUGGGCGAGGCGGCGCCGCCGGCCCCGGGGCUGUGCGGGAGCCGGGCCGGGGAGCCGGGGCUGGUGGCCAUCGCUGUGCUGGGCGGCCGCGCCGGGCGAGGAGCCCUGGCCGGGGGGCCGGCAGAGGCUGGGGCUGGCGGGGUGGGCACAGGGGCGGUGGCACAGGAGGGGGUGAUAGGAGCAGUGCUGGGGGCACAGAGCGGGACAGGGGCGGCAGGGGCACAGGAGGCGGCGGCCGGGGAGCCCGGGAGGGCCGGGGAAGGGCUGGCCGGGGCACCCGGGGCUGGUGGGGCAGCGGGAGGGUGCGAGGGCCGGCAGCGGGAGGCGGGCGCGGGGCGGCUCGGGCCCCCUCGGCACCGAGAGGUGCUCGGGGCCAGGCCGCGGGGCGAAGAGCCGGCUGCAGAGAGCUGCCCGAGCACCCCUGGCCCCGGGGACCGGGCAGCGGCACCGAGCGGGACAGGAGGGUCCGCGGGAGGCGAGGGGCCGUGCCCCGGCACCCCGGCGCAGCUGGCAGCCCCAGAGCCAGGCACAGCGCGGGGCAAGGACGGGCGGCAGGAGCAGGGGAUGGAGCAGGCAGCAGCGAAAGCCGAGGGGGAGCAGCCCUGUGGAAACACGAGAGAGGGCGGGGUGGCGGGUGUCUCGGCCAGGGCUGGGGCCGCUGCUGGAGCCGGGGAGCAGAGGCAGCGCAGCCCGGUCGGAGGGAGCCCAGGUGUCCCGGCAGCUGCUGGCGCGGGCCAGAGGAGCCGCAGUUCCCGUCAGUGCAAACUCAGACCCACUCAUCACGUCCUCAGAACAGGAUGGGGAAGAAACUCUGCUCUGAGCUUUUUCUGCAGCCCCUCAGUGCUGUGUCCUGUAGCAUGCCCUCAGCUGUCCGUGGCUUUGUGCCGGCUGGGAUGUCACUCCUCUCUUCACUCUGUGGGUCACACAGCCACCUGUCACGUUUCACUGGAGCAGCUCCUCAGCGUGCAGCAGACAUGCAACGAGCUUGUGUUUGCCAGCCCAGGAAACAGCACUCCUCUGGAAGGAUGA
Messenger RNA from Pyrgilauda ruficollis (rufous-necked snowfinch), 4644 nucleotides. It is a transcript of the gene ERICH3, whose product is annotated as glutamate rich 3. Lineage: Eukaryota; Metazoa; Chordata; Aves; Passeriformes; Passeridae. The record is from RefSeq and is a predicted model, not a curated record.